AUGGCGGAUAUUCAGGUCGAUGUUCUCGUCAUCGGUGCCGGGCCGACUGGCUUGGGCGCUGCUAAGCGUCUUGACCACAUCAAUGGGCCGUCUUGGAUGAUCAUUGACGCCAACGAGAAGGCUGGCGGUCUUGCGUCCACUGAUAUUACCCCUGAGGGAUUCCUUUACGAUGUCGGCGGUCACGUCAUCUUCUCCCACUACAAGUAUUUUGACGACUGCAUCAACGAGGCCCUGCCCAAGGAUGACGACUGGUACACCCAUCAGCGCAUCUCGUACGUGCGGUACAAGAACCUCUGGGUUCCCUACCCCUUCCAGAACAACAUCUCGAUGCUGCCCAAGGAGGACCAGGUCAAGUGCAUUGACGGGCUCAUCGACGCUGCCAUGGACGCCCGCGUCUCUACCACCAAGCCCAAGAACUUCGACGAGUGGAUUCUUCGGAUAUGCGGUGAGGGUGUCGCCGAUGUCUUCAUGCGGCCGUACAACUACAAGGUUUGGGCCGUCCCCACAACCAAGAUGCAAUGCGAGUGGCUGGGCGAGCGUGUUGCGGCUCCCAACCUCAAGAUGGUCACGCAGAACGUGAUCCUCAACAAAGUUGCCGGCAACUGGGGUCCCAACGCCACCUUCCGCUUCCCCGCAAGGGACGGAACUGGUGGUAUCUGGAUUGCUGUGUCGGACACACUUCCCAAGGAGAAGAAGCGGUACGGCCAGAAGAACGAGGUCACCAAGGUGGACGCCGAGAAGAAGACGGUCACACUGAAGGACGGCACCACCAUUGGCUACGGCAAGCUCAUCAACACCAUGGCCGUCGAUUCCCUUGUCGAGAAGAUGGGCAACCAGGAGCUGGUCACUCUCUCCAAGGGCCUGUACUACUCAUCGACCCACGUCAUUGGUGUUGGUAUCCGCGGCGAGCGCCCCGAGCGUAUUGGUGACAAGUGCUGGCUUUACUUCCCCGAGGACAACUGCCCCUUCUACCGCGCCACCAUCUUCUCCAACUACUCCCCAUACAACCAGCCGCAGGCUGAUGCUAAGCUGCCGGCGCUGUACCUCGCCGACGGUAGCAAGCCCAAGUCCACCGAGGUCCAAGGAGGGGCCAUACUGGGACUCAUCAACACCGAGAUGAUCAAGCCUGAUGACGAGAUCGUGUCGACCUACCACCGCAAGUUCGACCACGGUUAUCCGACGCCGUCGCUCGAGCGUGAGGGUGUUCUCAAGCAGCUCCUUCCCAAACUCCAGGACAUGGACAUCUGGUCUCGUGGCCGCUUCGGCAGCUGGAGGUACGAGGUCGGUAACCAGGACCACUCGUUCAUGCUCGGCGUGGAGGCUGUCGACAACAUUGUCAGUGGCGCCGUUGAGCUGACGCUCAACUACCCCGACUUUGUCAACUCUCGCCAAAACACAGAGCGUCGGCUUGCCCAAGGCUUUUACACCGGGUCAUCGUCAAGCAGCGCUGUCCCUUCCCGGCCGAAGGCUUAA
Molecule: messenger RNA, 1473 nt
Organism: Chaetomium globosum CBS 148.51
Lineage: Eukaryota; Fungi; Ascomycota; Sordariomycetes; Sordariales; Chaetomiaceae
Exons: 7
Coding region: 1-1473 (490 amino acids)
Molecular function (GO): oxidoreductase activity
Source: RefSeq, a predicted model, not a curated record